This is a messenger RNA of Anthostomella pinea, 2751 nucleotides long. The record is from the annotation of a GenBank genome assembly. Lineage: Eukaryota; Fungi; Ascomycota; Sordariomycetes; Xylariales; Xylariaceae.
AUGAACGCCAUUUCACAUUGGAACUUGGAGGGGAACAACCGUGCGCGAUUUCGGGCAUGCGCUACUCUGGUGCAUCUAUGGAACAAUGGACAGGUCCAGCAGUCGUCAGCCAGGUCGGGCACAGACAACAACGACACGUUGGAAGAUGAGCCUAGUGAUGACGCGGACUCCGCCAGCCCCGACGUGAUUACCUUUUUUGACGAGAAGGCUUUGAAAGACACUCUGCUUGAUCGUGUAGCCGAGGUUGCGUCGAACGCCAAGGGUGGUCGUGAUGUUGCCGCGAGUGUCAUGCAGACGGGAAACGGAGCGAUCAAAAUGAUCAUUGCACGUAAUGAUGGGUUUCACUCGUCCGAUGAAAUGUUCUUCCGGGAUCUCGAAUUGAUGGUUCGCCACAUCGCGACGCAUGGUGCUCAAUCACAGAUCGCUCGUCUUUACCUGAAUACCCACCAGUAUCAACGCGAGCGGCUCCAUAUAUGGCUGACUGAGCUGAAACAACAUUUGGCACGCCUCUGUGCAAAUGCGGCACCGUCGAGCCAGGUAUCGGCGUCCUUUGACACAAAGUCAACAGAACUGAUCAUCGCCUUGAUGGUGUUGCGGAAGCUGGUUUCGUCGGAGGAUGUGUUUCGGCACUUCACUACUAUCCAGAUUGUGACUCAGAUUGCGCGUACAGUCUGGAAGUCUCAUCCCCUUGAAGCGUUUAAUGCGAUCGGUAUCCCCAAGCCCUCCAGACUUCGCGAGUCACUGGGGUAUCUCGGACGCGUUGAUGCGUCUUGCACUACAAUCCUACGAGCUGCCAGCCGUCUACAGGGUUUUGAGGAACUGCGGAUCGUAUUGCUUCAUUGCAAUCCAAAAAGUUUGCGCCAUCUCAAAGACCUUGAUUGUCGCGACAUGUCUUCGAAACCAUGGACGCUUCAGGACACCUAUUGCAGUCUUUUCCCGCGAGGAAGGGACAUCAAGAGCAUCAUCGGCAUGAAAUGGAAGCUCGGAGAUGCCACGGCGAGAUUCAACUCGAUCCAGAAAGAAGGGCCACAAAUCCAUGCUGAGAUCCAACUGCUGAUGUAUCUAGCUCAGCAGAAGUCAUCACAAAGCUCCCGUCAGGAACCCAACUGGCUGACAUAUGGCUACAUUGGUUGUAGCAAGAAGUUCUGCUAUCUUUGCAACGAGUUUAUCAAGCGGUAUGACCCUGUCUUUCGAACCCGAGGGUCCCAUGGCGCUCUCUACAGCCAAUGGACCGUUCCAUACCUUGAGACAAGCGGCGACCUUGGCGGCGCUUCUGUUCGGAUCGCAUGGGCACUUUAUCAGGUCGAACAGGAACUAGUAUCUCUUGCUAGAAAGGAUAAAAGGGGCAAAACUCACAUUGCUGCAGUGAAACAAUCAUCAGUAGGUGGCUCUUCCUGUGCAACUGCAUUGCCGGGCGGCAAGGGUGACACAUCGAAAUGGAGGCAACUCUUGAUCAGUUCGCAUUUGGAUGAGGAGAGAAUGCGCAACAUUCGAACACUAUUCGGAGCAGACAGCGUCGCAAAAAACACCGAGGUUGAGCUGGAGCAGCAGCUCUUAAGCUCUUCUAGCGACGAUGAUGUCUUAUUUGAGUCACCGACAGCUUCUCAGGCUAUACCACGUCACUCCUUUGAGGACUUCCUCGACAUGUCCGCAGUGAGGGAUGAAAUUCCAGAUGAUCCUGAUGUGCUCGAAAAGUUUGGAUUCGAACAAUGCCGAGAUUAUAACGAAAGAAGUUUCUUUCUGGGGCUUUAUCAGGGUCUACUGAAUAUCCUGGAGGUAGACGUGCUGGUAAUCAACUCGUGGAUGGAAGACGGCACUUUGAGGGAGAACAUCAUCAAGAAAUUUGAGGAGCUCCCUCAAGGUAAUCGUGGAGCAUACUACCCCUGGUUCCUAGGGCAGGCGCAUCUUCUGAACCCAAAUUCCGAGGCAGGUGAUACUGUGAGCUUCACAGAAAUGCAUUCUCGGCACCUUGACAUGGCCCGGGAGCGAUACCUCAGCCUCGAAGACCAAGGAGUUCCUACCAAGGAGCUCAGCCCUUGGACCAAGCGUGAGAGCCUGAUGUUUUUCAGUAUUCUUUUAAUGGCGGCAUACCCCCACCCGAACUUAGCACCUAUGUGGUUCAACUUGGGAUUCUGCGUCUGUCGUGACGAGCACCAUCAAUGCCUUCUUGGUACGCUGUACCAUGCUCUGAUCUAUGGGAACAAGCUGAUGGAGGAUUAUAAUGAUGCUCUGGGACAUCGCCGAAGUGAGAGACGGCCUCAAGAAACGUGCAGCUUUGGUGAGUUUUGGACGUGCUUCGGGGAAGGGAAGCUCGUCGCUCUGAUGAAGCGGUAUCAGCUGCGCGGCGCAUUGGAAGACUUCCCCUACCUUGAAGCCUUUCUGUCAAUACCACCCGAUCGCCCAAGGCCGCUCGUGUGGCAUCUCAGACACCUACUAGAGCUGGGGCCUGAUGCCAAUCAUGCACCCAUCAUCCAGUGCCACGAGGCGGACAUGCUCAGAGUUGCCCGCCGGAAGUUCGGCUUGGAUGCCUCGAGUGGCCGGUUGAACGCCAAGGACACCAUGAUCCUGAAAGAUUUCUACAUAGAUUUACUUGAAAUUGGAAAGGCGGGAGCGGUCAAUCCCCUGGACCUUGAACGGGCUCGUGUUGAAGGCAGGCUGUUGGAGUUUCUCCUACAAGCACAUCGGACAACCGAAUGGAGUAGUUACGAUGCGUCGGAGGUAGAAGAGGUCUUGGGAAAGGCGUUUAGUUGA